AUGUGUAAACUGUUGGUACUGUGCCUAUUAUACAGAGAUCUGAAAACUGGACGGUCCUGCUCUCCAUGUAAAGAUCAGAAGUCUCACCUGGCAGAGACUGUAAACUGUGGAGAGAUAAAUAUAAAAAUCCCAGAAUAUGAAGAACUAAUUCUGGACUGUACUUUUGAAUGGUACGCGAGGCUGGAGGAAACCUAUAACAACGUGUUCACCCUGCAUCGUGAACACAAUCCCAAAAUCACCCGGGAGCCCUAUCUAGUGAUCAAGGGCGUACAGAUGGGGGACUCCGGACGGUACACGUGUACCACCAUCCUGGACUCUGAGGUGCCAGUGAGUAAGAUCACCUAUAACGUGGCAGUUAUCAGCGGAUCGGAACAGGCGACAAAAAAAUACCAUCCUCGCCCUACACUUCCUGAUGUGCUUGACAUCACAGCGCCUGAGCCGCCACUUCUAGAGGAGCUACGGAACAACAAUGCUUCCCUCAUAGCAAUAUCUGUGGCCGGCUCCGUCACCAUCAUGCUGAUCGCUGGCAUAUGCAUCUGCAUGUUCUGGAGGAAAAUGAAAUCUAGAGAGCCUCUGGAAAAAGAGCCAGUGUGAAGGCGAACCGUCAAGCACCAUCCUGUACUGCCACCUGCCAGGAAAAAAA
Molecule: messenger RNA, 643 nt
Organism: Bufo gargarizans (Asiatic toad)
Lineage: Eukaryota; Metazoa; Chordata; Amphibia; Anura; Bufonidae
Product: izumo sperm-egg fusion protein 1-like
Exons: 6
Coding region: 1-594 (197 amino acids)
Biological process (GO): heterotypic cell-cell adhesion; fusion of sperm to egg plasma membrane involved in single fertilization; sperm-egg recognition
Cellular component (GO): acrosomal membrane; plasma membrane
Molecular function (GO): signaling receptor binding; protein binding involved in heterotypic cell-cell adhesion
Source: RefSeq, a predicted model, not a curated record